AUGGAGAAAUCUAACAUAUUUAGGCUUGUUAUACUAGUUGCUGUGCUUCUGGGUCUCUGCCACGUGUCCGUGGCUGCGGUGACGAAGAAGAGGAAUGAACAGAAGAAGACCUACAUCGUCCACAUUGCGAAAUCCGAAAUGCCUGCGAGUUUUGACGACCACACUCACUGGUACGAGUCGUCUUUGAAAUCGGUCUCUGACUCAGCUGAAAUGUUAUAUACUUACAACAACGUGGUCCAUGGAUUUUCCACGAGACUCACUGACCAAGAAGCUGAGUCACUCGUGGACCAACCUGGGAUUCUCUCUGUAUUGCCGGAGAUGAAAUACGAGCUCCACACCACUCGAACGCCUUCUUUUCUUGGACUCGACAAGAAC
This is a messenger RNA of Ilex paraguariensis (yerba mate), 375 nucleotides long. Lineage: Eukaryota; Viridiplantae; Streptophyta; Magnoliopsida; Aquifoliales; Aquifoliaceae. The record is from the annotation of a GenBank genome assembly.